UUUUUUUAUAAAUUAAAUAUUAAUCUUCUAGUAUUUAAUAAUUGAAUUUUGCAAGAUAUUUCCCCAAAUAUUUAAUCUCAAAUGUUACUGACAUGUGUUAAAGCAGUUAUCUGUGGACUACAUUAGUCGUAACGAUGGUUUCAACACCAAAUCCAAAUGAAUUGAUUGAUACAUUAGAAGAGUUUCUUAAGGAAGAUCUCAAAUCACGUCAAAAAGAACUCAAAGAGAUUGAGAGCCAAUUGAAUGAAAUUGAAAAAUAUAGACAAUUAAAAGCCAAAAAAGAUAUCGGAUCGGCUUUGAAGACAGUGGACAACUUGAGAACUGUUGGAACCAGUAGUACAUCAGUGAAUGACGGGUACGAACACGAUUCGAUUGAAAGCUCUCAUGGAAAUACUACUACUGGUCCUUCCGGGACAACUCGCGCUCGACUUAAAUCACCCAAACCUAAGCCCAAAGAUGUGUACUCUUUAGAUAAGGCCAAACAGUUUUUCCUGAUGGCCGAGACUCGCAACGAAAAAGUUGAAUUAAUUUAUACACUAUUCAGAUGCAAAAUAUUGCAGAAAUGUGUCAUUUACUGUAAAUCACUGGAAAAUGUUGAGAAUUUGACGGAAUCGCUGGUCGCCGAAGGAAUUAGAGCCGAGAAUCUGAUUCACAAAAACUCGAAACAACGACAGAAAGUGAUUGAAGAUAUCAAUGCUAAAAGACUUCCUUUGGAUGCAUUGCUUACAGUGAGACGAAUUGAUGGGUUGAGAAAUAUUCGACAAUAUAUUAUGUAUGAUUUGCCGACUCGUGAUCCUUAUAUUAAAAAGGUUGGCUCUAAGAGUGAGAAUUGUGGCGAAUAUAUGGUUAUAAAUCUCGUGACCAAAGAUGAAUACAAAACUCUUUGUAGUUUCUCGAAGUAUUUCGAUACAAGAGUGUUGCCAAUGAAUAUUCAAUUGUUUCCUGGUCAUAGCGAGGAGUGAAUGUUUUGUAGAG
Oppiella nova is the source of this 975-nucleotide messenger RNA. The record is from the annotation of a GenBank genome assembly. Lineage: Eukaryota; Metazoa; Arthropoda; Arachnida; Sarcoptiformes; Oppiidae.